Molecule: messenger RNA, 1887 nt
Organism: Seriola aureovittata
Lineage: Eukaryota; Metazoa; Chordata; Actinopteri; Carangiformes; Carangidae
Gene: clta
Product: clathrin, light chain A
Exons: 7
Coding region: 96-794 (232 amino acids)
Biological process (GO): intracellular protein transport; clathrin coat assembly; clathrin-dependent endocytosis
Cellular component (GO): plasma membrane; postsynaptic endocytic zone cytoplasmic component; synaptic vesicle membrane
Molecular function (GO): structural molecule activity; clathrin heavy chain binding
Source: RefSeq, a predicted model, not a curated record
UGGUCGUCCUUCUUCCCGUUGAGCUAAUCGGUUUCGGUCAAGCGCUACACCUGCUCCCCGUUUCUAAUAUUUAUCCUCAUAUAAGUACACACAACAUGGAUGAUUUUGACAUGCUGAACGCGCCCGCCGCUGGAAACGGUGUCGGCUCGGAGGAGGACCCUGCAGCCGCGUUCUUGGCCCAGCAGGAGAGCGAAAUCGCGGGGAUUGAGAACGACGAAGGAUUCAGCAUCUUGGACAGCGGAGAGGUCCCCUCUUCGCUGGGAGAGUCAAACGAUGGUGCUGUCAACGGAGAGCUUCAUGGGGAAAGCAACGGUCCAUCAGAUGCUUAUGCAGCAAUUUCCAAUGCAGACCGGCUGCAGGCCGAACCUGAAAGCCUACGCAAGUGGAGGGAGGAGCAAAGCGAGAGGCUGGAGUUGCUAGACGCCAACUCUCGCCAGCAAGAGUCAGAGUGGAAGGAGAAGGCCAAGGUUGAGCUGGAGGAGUGGCAUGCCAGGCAGAAUGAGCAGCUGGAGAAAACCAAAACCAAUAACAGGGUGCUGGAUGAAGACUUCUACAAGCAGCCCUUCUCUGAGCUCAUUGGUUAUGUCACACACAUUAACCAUCCUUGCUACCGCCUAGACCAGGCGGCUGAGGAGGCGAUGAUUUCAGAUCUGGAUGAGAACAACCCCGGCACGGAGUGGGAGCGGGUGGCUCGGCUCUGCGACUUCAACCCCAAAUCCAGCAAGCAGGCCAAAGACGUGUCCCGCAUGCGCUCCGUCCUCAUCUCCCUGAAGCAGUCCCCACUUGUCCGCUAGGCAGCCAAGGCUGGGCGUUAUUCCAUAUCAUCCUCCAUCACCACACAACAACCAACCCAACUACCGAUGUCCCAUCUGUAUUGUAAGGACAAGGGGGCUUGAACCUCAUCUGUCCAUAUCUGUUUGCCAUACACAGCCCUGUGUUUUCUCCCCAGUGGAAGGAUAUAGCCAGUGGUCCCACCCCCACCUAUCUCCUCCUGCCAGGGCUGUAGAGAUUAGCCUUGAAGCACCAGCUCACCAUUUUCUACCCCCUGAAAGGUUUUUACCUUUGUGCACCUCUUCCACAGACCAGUCAAGACCUUGUAAUUCCUCUUCCUUGUUGUUUAAAGAGAUCAGGGCCAGUUAGAUCUUCUCCGGGUCUGACGGUCUGUGGUCUUGUGUAACACUUUUGUAAGGGUGGUGAGUUGGGACACUAAAAGGGAAGGGUUGAUGUUUGUUUGGGCCGACAGCUACACUACAACCUGCUUCUCAUGGCCCCCAAAUAAUAUCAUUCCCAUCAUGCUGUACUCUCACUCUUAACCUGUCAAUCUUAUGAAUCUUUCAUUUCACCUUCAAGGGUUGAUUGAUGAUAAAUGGAUUUAUUCACUUUUUGCCCUCCAACAUAUCACCUCAUGUUUUCCCAACCUUACAAAAAAAAAUGUAUCCUCAGAGUUUUUCUUUGCUGUUUUUUUAAGGACCAAACUCUAAGACAACUCCAAAUUCAGUGUGUGUCCUUUGAACUGUGUGUGUAGAGCCUGAUUGUGGCAUGUUGUGUUAAAUUUUCCAAUCUAUGCAUUUCCUUUUGAACACCCCCCCCCCCCCCCAAACCAGGAAGUGAACAAAGUCCAGUCAUUACAAUAAAUGUCAAUAAAUGUGACCCGUUUGUAUGUGCAUUUAAACCUCAACAGUGUGCGUAUGUACUCUAUGUGUGCACCUUUGUACAUAUACAGAAGGCAAUAUAUAUACAGUAUAUAAAACAUUUAUGUCACUGAAAUUAGACAGUUGUGGUUUUAAAGAAAAGUAGAUAUCAGCCAGCUGCUGCUUGACCAUGCGUGUUCAUUGUCCCUUUGAUUUCAAUAUCAGUAAAAAGUGAAUUAAAGUGUUUAUCCUGUCA